This is a messenger RNA of Linum trigynum, 2604 nucleotides long. The record is from the annotation of a GenBank genome assembly. Lineage: Eukaryota; Viridiplantae; Streptophyta; Magnoliopsida; Malpighiales; Linaceae.
GUUUUCAAUUUCGAAAAAAAUAUAAGAUAGAUUUGGUGUGUACACUGCUCAACAAAUCGGUAUAUCCUACUAGAUCGCAUAUUCAACUUCUACCUUGUUCAUGAUGUAAUUCAAAGUUCAAAAGACUGUUUUAACACUUGCAGUGUAACCAUAAAAUCAAUUCAAAUUACGGUACCUAUGGGGAUAAGAAAUCGUGUUUUCAACAUUACAUAGUGUUUAAAAUAGAACAACAAAUGAGUUAUAACCUAAUGGAGAAGAUGUUAAAUAAUAAGAGUGUCCUAGAUUUGAAUAACACAGAGUACCACUUAUAUUUUUUUAAUCACGCAAACUACUAUCUAGGGUAAGAUAAUCAUUUAUUACAGUUUUAGGGGUGACCUAGAUUACUAAUUAUAUUUUAUUUAUCCAUACAAAACUACUAUCGAUGGUUGAAUAAUCGUGUUCACAAAAUUUAGGGGUGUCCCGGGACACCCCUAAAGCACCAUGUAUCCGCCACUGGGCGUUUGUUGUUGCUUUGUUGGACGCGUUGUCUAGUUCUGAUUAUGCUUUUUUCAUCAUACGAGAAUUGCAAUCGAAGAUCUAAUGGGCAUAGUGUGAUAGAUUCUUGUAGAAACUUGUAUCAAUGACCAAUCGUAGUAAAGAAAUCAUGCUGAUGAUUUAUAUACAUAGUUUGGGGGGAUAAGGAGAAGAGAGAGCGAGCGGGAACUAUCUAAUGGUGAUAAUCUAAUAAAUUUAUAACGACUAACUAACCUGAUUACAUUUUUUAACUAUAUAUCUAAAACAUGGAAAUUUAAUAUUUUCAUCCUUCGUCAGUCUAAUAGCCUCCCUCGAACUAAACAUGUUGAGUGUGGAGGUUUGGUUUGGAAAUAAACUCUUUGAAAGUAUGUACAGGAAGAGUUUGGGUGAGCAUAUCUGCAGGUUGGAGAGUGGAUUUGUUAGCCAAAACCUGGUCCCUUGUGAAGUGUAUUAGGGGAAUGCGAAGGAUUUUCGCGCUCUGCCCCAUUCAAACCUCCAACAACUCUGAACAUUCUCGGCUGCAGUUUGAACAUUGUCUGCCAUGUUUUGAGGCGGCUAGGGUUCUCUAGGAACCAGGCUCUGAUACCAUAACAACGUUAUGGAUCAAGCAAAUCCUAAAGCCCUGCCUUUCUCAUUCCAUUUCAUAGCUUAUAUAGCUGGUGAGUUAGUACAGAAACCUUACAAAACAAGGUAAGAAGACAAGGCUUGGAAGAAAAGCAAGUACAACCGAAAAAGGAAAAGAGUAGUUUUAACAAGUUUGAGGACUAAGUGGCAUUUUUCCAGAAACGACGUCACUCCACGUGCGUUGUGUCUUCGCUUGAGUUGGCAUUGGAACGGCGUCGCAUUGCUUCUGUUUUCUGGAUUAUAUGAAGCGAUGUCGCUUUGAUUCCUGGCUUCAGCUGAUGGUUAAACGAUGUCGGGUGGACUCUCCUUCUUCUUCACUGUGAGAACAACGUCUCUGUUCAGAGCCGUUGGAGGUUUGAAUGGAGACUGCGCCUUCCAGUGGCCUGUUUUUCUCUGCUGAUUCUCCUCUUCAUUUGAAAGCCUUCAGCGAUUCCGACUGGGUUGCCUGUGUUGAUACAAGGCGCUCUGUCACUGGAUACUGUGUCUAUCUUGGUGAUUCUCUUGUCUCGUGGAAGAGCAAGAAGCAAACCACAAUCUCCCGAUCUUCUUGCGAGGAUGAAUAUCGUGCUCUAGCUUACACCACCUGUGAGCUCCAAUGGCUGCUUUACUUGCUUCAAGAUUUUCAGAUUUCUCAUCCACAGCCUGCAACCCUCUACUGUGACAACCAGUCCGCGAUCUACAUCGCCGAAAAUCAAACUUUUCAUGAGCGGACAAAGCACAUUGAGCUCGACUGUCAUUUUGUCCGCGAAAAGCUACUCAAUCGCACCAUCAAAGUACUCCAUGUCUCUUCUACUCAUCAAUUGGCUGACCUCUUCACCAAAGCUCUCUCCCCAGCACCUUUCUCCUUCCUGCUCUCCAAGCUCGGCGUCCUCAAUCUUUGCCCGCCAGCUUGCGGGGGGUAUCAGGGGAAUGCGAAGGAUUUUCGCGUCUGCCCCAUUCAAACCUCCAACGGCUCUGAACAGAGACGUUGUUCUCACAGGGAAGAAGAAGGAGAGUCCACCCGACAUCGUUUCACCAUUAGCUGAAGCCAGGAAUCAAAGCGACAUUGCUUCAUCAUCUUCCGGAAAACAGAAGCAAUGCGACGCCGUUCCAAUGCCAACUCAAGCGAAGACACAACGCACGUGGAAUGACGUCGUUUCUGGCAAAAUGCCACUUAGUCCUCAAACUUGUUAAAACUACUAUUUUCCUUUUUUGGCUGUACUUGCUUUUCUUCCAAGCCUUGUCUUCUUACCUUGUUUUGUAAGGUUUCUGUACUGACUCACCAGCUAUAUAAGCUGUGAAAUGGAAUGAGAAAGGCAGGGCUUUAGGGUUUGCUUCAUCCAUAACGUUGUUUAAGUGACAAUAAAUUUUUAUGUGUUUGGUUCUAGCAUAUGUUGUACGGGGAUUAUGUGUCAUUUUUACAACAGAAAGAUUGUCACAGUAGAUGGUGUAGGGAAGGCUUGGUUGAAAUGAAAGUUGCUUGAACAU